CCUUGAUCAGUUGUUCUAGAGAAGGAUACGUCCCUCUAGGCAAUUGACUCAAGAGGGCCUUGUUCCUUUAGUCGAGACUCAAGGUCUAGUCAAGGAUUCUCCGCAUUGUGAAUGAAAGUGAAACAAGUUAGAAAUCAGCAAUCGUUAGUCUGGCUAGUGGCUAGGGGGAAUCAUACCUAAGUGAGUUCCCAACCUGUAAUUAGAUUAACUUUAACUGUAGUUUGCUAGAGUAGUUUUAGUUUUUUCAUCUAAUCUGGUUUGCUAAAUAAUAAACUGAAGCUGAGUAAUAGUAACUUUAGAGACCCGUGGAUUAGAUAUUUAUCACUUGAGCCACUAUACUGCAGUCCCUUCCAUUGGUUCCACUUGGCCAUUGCUCAACUUACUUUUUCAAACCUCUUAUAAAUUUGGAAGCACCAUCUAAAACAGUAAGAAUUGAACCUCCCCGUUCUAGUAUAACUCGAGAUCUAAGAAUAAUAACCCAAAAAGAUGAAAUCACUGAGAUUAGAAACACUCCAAUAAUUAACAAAACCAAGGAGAAAGUGAAAUAAACGAAUUAAAAUAAAUAAUAAUAAAUUUAGAAAAGAAAGUAUAAUUAAAAAUGGCUUAUAAUCACCACAUAAAUAAGUUUAUAGAAGGUUUAGAUUUAAUAGAUCUCACCCCUUCCGAAGCUGUUUCUAUUAUUAUAAAUGAACUAUCUAGUUUUGCAACAGAAAAUUUAAGUUGAGCAAUCUACUCAUGGGAUUGCAGAAACACUUAUCUAAGUUAUUCAUAAAUGGAACUUAUAACCAAUAUCAUUAAAAUUUAGAGAAAAUUAAACAUAAAAUUAUUGAUAGUACAUCUUCAUCGAUAAUAAAUUAAAAUUAUGACAAUAGGUGGGGAAAUAAGAGCAAUAAAUCUGACAAAUAUAGAACACAUACAACAACAAAUAAGUGAAUUACAAGGAGAAUUAUCCUAUCAAAUUAGAAGUCACCAAAACAAUACAAGACACUUAAAUAUUAGAUACUCAAAUUAUUUAUAUCAAGUAAGAAUUCAUAUAAUAUAUUUCUUUGAAGGCAUAAUUACAUUAUUAGAACUAAAAUGGUAAUAGAAAAUACAUAUAAUUAACUAACUUUGUUCUAAAAAAUCACCACCAUUAACAACCUCUUAUGACUUUAAAUCAAUAACUAAUCCUGAUAAAUCAAAUUAAUAUAGAAUACAUUAGAAUUAAAAAUUAGAUACUAUAAGUUUGGUGGAGAGAGAGUAGAGAGAGAAGCUGAGCGAUUCGGGUAGCGAGGUUCUUCGAUCUAUCGCUUCGUUGCCAGCUCCGGCAUCUGCGCCGGAGCAGCUCCUUUCCCCCUCUUUUGCUAUUCUGAUGAGUGGUGAGACUGCAGUGAAUCCUAACCCGGUGGGACCGAAUGAUGAUGCGCGGGGGGUUCCGACAAAACCCUGGGCUUCAUUGUUUGGAAUUUCCGAGGCAAAUCGCUUAACCUACAUCCCACCUGAAGUAAUCAAGGGAGGGCUUCGUAUGCCGAGAGAGGUUCGUGAAGCUGGAGCUGCUCGAUGGAAGAAUUGCCUUGUAGGCCAAUUUCUCCAGGAUCCUCCUUCGCUUUAUGUUCUUCGUCUGCUGGUGCAUGGGAAAAGCAGAAGGGAUCCUGAAGAGGUAGCUUUUCUAAUCAAAGCUGAGAUAUGCUUUCUGGUGACAGGAAAUGUGAUGAUGCGUAAAGAGUUGGAAAAGAUAGGAUAUCUUUAGAUAGUUUACUCAUAUAUAUUCACAGGUUUUGACAGUAGUAUUGUAUAGGGAGGACCACGAGCAUUUUUGCUCUGCUCGUUGUAUUGGCUCAUUUCAUUAAUACGAAAGGGAUCUGAUUCAACGAAAAAAAAAAUAGAUAGUCACUAAGAACAUUAUAUUUAGAAAGUAUUAUUUACUGGAUAGAAUUUGGGAUCAAUAAAUUCUACAAUGAGUACCCACGGAUUAUCCGUUAAUACCCGUUUGGGUAUUACGAGUACCCGUACUACCCGCCAAGUACAAAGAAAUACAAGCACAAUGAAGGGAACAUAUAUUUUUCAAUUACUUGGCCUUGGGAAGUUGGGAUUGAGCCUUCCUUUGUCCUGAUAGACAAACAAAGAAAUAACAACCAAUAAAGGGAGCUUCUUUUACCUAAGUAGAGGAGGCAAACGUAUAUGAAAUCAACUAGUAAUACAAAGAAUAUGUUUCCAAACGUUUAGCUAAAAUCCAAGCUAUUCAUUUCCAUUUGAGAGCUUGGAAUGGGAUGGGGGCCUAUUAAGCUGCUCAAUUAUGUAUAAGAGUCUGCUCAAUACUCAAUCACGUAUUUCCCUGCACCAACAAUCGUGUGUCAUUUACAUUUCAGAAACUCAUGCUAGCUGUUAGUACAAGUUACGGGUUACCCACGUGUAACCGUUAUCUGUGCUGUACGGGUAAAGGGUACCCUUUAAUCCGUAUGGGUUUGAAACAUGGAAUGGAGUUUUCUCUCCAAAUGGGAAUGGGUAUCUAUUUCAAAUGGGACGGGUACCCAAUCCCAUCCCGCCCUAAAGAAAUAUUGGUUUUUUUGAAAAUGAGGGAAGGGAUUUUCCCCCAUUUCCUCCACUAUAUUUAAAUGAGUUCAGAGCUUCAAAUCCCCUACUAGCCUUUUUCUUAUUUCCCAAAUAAAAUUAGUUGUCUGUCGUCCUCAACCCAUCCUGAUUCUUCUAAUUUCAGUUCUCCAAUUCUCCAACUCCACACACCCGUCCCGAGUCCAGAUUUGAUGAUGAUGAGGUCCCCAUUAUCCCAUCAAAGGUGGCAGGCUAAUAACGUCAAUGAUUUGUUUCUUGGCCAAUCGAUAUCUAGCUGCGGCGGGCUAUUCAUUACGGUGUUGACCAUCGUUACUGUGUUCGAUCUCACUUCUGCAUCCGCUCUUCGCUUUCAUGGUCGCCUGCUGCUCCAUCAAGAAAUUUGUUGCCUGGAAGAGGCAGAGUACGAGGAAUUUUUUUCGGCUUGGGACGUGCUGUUGGGGUGGAGAUCCACGUUGACUAUCUUACCCGGUGUUUCGUUGUGGAAACUCGCGUGUUUAAUGCGCUCGGUUCUCAAGGAAAAUAAGACCAAGUAAUGUGUGUUUAAUGCGCUAAGUCGGUAGGGAUUGACGGUGGUCAAUGUCGUUUUGGUUAAAUAACGUCGGCACCUGACACGCUAAAACACAAUACCUAACAAUGGCCAAGUUUAACCAAUGAAAGGGACUGCAGUAUAGUGGCACAAGUAAUAAAUAUCGAAUCCACGGGUCUCUAGAGUUACUAUUACUCAGCUUCAGUUCAUUAUCUAGCAAACUAGAUUAAGGAUUGAUUUACUAAACUACUCUACUAACUACUCUACUAAUUACAAGUUGGGAACUCACUUAGGUAUGAUUCCCCCUAACUCCUCAAUUAGGUCCAAGUUGCAAUUGUUUUUGGUUGAUCUGCUGUUGAUUAAACUGCGGAAGAUCCUAAAUUAGCUUGGAAUCUCUUAAGUUGACCAAGCCCUCUUAGACAGAAUACCCGGCAGGCGACUAGCCUUAACCGCGAUAGACUGCUAAGGCGAUUCACACAGAUCUCCACUACUGGAAUGAAUUCCAGUACAAAACAGUGAAUUGAUUGACUCUCGCACAACCAAUUCACCACUAUCAAUCAAGGAAGCUCUCUUAACCUAAUCAGAUUCUAUCUAUCAUAGGUUAAAGCAGAAAUCAAGAGAAGAUGAUCAG
Linum trigynum is the source of this 3707-nucleotide messenger RNA. The record is from the annotation of a GenBank genome assembly. Lineage: Eukaryota; Viridiplantae; Streptophyta; Magnoliopsida; Malpighiales; Linaceae.